Molecule: messenger RNA, 462 nt
Organism: Meloidogyne enterolobii
Lineage: Eukaryota; Metazoa; Nematoda; Chromadorea; Rhabditida; Meloidogynidae
Source: the annotation of a GenBank genome assembly
AUGUUAUUUUCGCCUCAACAGCUUUUAAUGUUACAACAACAACAAAAUCAGUUAAAUACAGCAGCCCUCCAAGCCUGUCCAACAACCCAAAACACUUCCCCAGUUAAUGGUAUUAUAAACAUAGCAGCUUCGAAGGGAACAUCCAACCUCAAUAUAGCUUCUUUCAUUCAACAGCAACAACAAAUGUCAGCUGCUACAAUGUUGCUGCUUCAGCAACCAAUGAAAAAUGGAGGGGGUGGGGGGAAGGAAUUAACAGGAGAAUUAAUGGAAGCUUCUAAAAAGGAGGAAAAUGGGGGAAAUUCUGAUGAAAAAAUAAAUGAAAAUAUUAUUGUGAAGAAGGAGGAGCAAGCGGAUGAGGAGGAGGUUGUUGGGCAAUUAAGUGAGGAAGGGGAAAGAAGGAAGGAUUAUGAAAAGAGAGAAAUGGAAACGGAAGCAACUGAAGAAGGUAAAUUAAUUUGUUAA